Pieris brassicae (large cabbage white) is the source of this 1381-nucleotide messenger RNA. RefSeq lists its product as uncharacterized. NCBI's taxonomy places the organism in Eukaryota, Metazoa, Arthropoda, Insecta, Lepidoptera, Pieridae. Gene Ontology annotation, biological process: vacuolar proton-transporting V-type ATPase complex assembly. Bases 1 to 945 code for a protein of 314 amino acids. The record is from RefSeq and is a predicted model, not a curated record. The transcript has 2 exons. Gene Ontology annotation, cellular component: endomembrane system.
AUGGAUCUAAAGGGCCCCCUUGUCAACACUAAUCUUAGAAUAUAUCCUUCUCUAAAGUUAAUUGAGUUUAUUAAAACUAUUCCAGUCACAAAAGAAGUUCCAGGAAAUAUUGUUACAUAUAUUAAGAGUGAAAAUAAAACCAGUUUAGAUAUAAACUAUGAUGUCAUUGAUACAAAGCAAACUAUAUUGACAGAGACAGAUUAUAAUAUUAUAAAUAAAAUAAAGACAUUUGUUGAAUCAGAUGAAACAUCUAAAGAUAAAGAUGAAAUAAAAGAAAAUGUUAAUUAUAAUAAAGAUGCCUCUGAGUUAGAGGACAGAAAUGAUGCAGUUAAUAUACAAAUCAAAAAGGAAGAAGAAGAAGUAGAUGUACCAUUCCUUACAACCUCUGAUUUAGAUUGGCUCUAUAUUUAUUUAAAAAGUAAACAUGACAAGGGUGAAAAAGCACCAUACUUACAUGCAUUAUUACAAUCAUCUGAAGUUAAAGUGCCUCAAAAUAAAAUACUUAAAAGAAAUCCUGAUUUAGAAGCAAGGUGUGUCAAACUGCGUGCACAACAAGAGGCAAGAGAAUAUAGAAAAAUGACAAAAGGUGUAGAUAAUGUAAGGAUCCGUUAUCCAGAGGACAGUAUUUCUUAUCAAAUUAAGCAACUAAAUCGCCAUUUGAUUGCAAUUGGACAGUUCUUACUAUCAAUUUUUGCUGGUUUUCUCUUUGGAUUUCGGGGCGUUGAAUGGAUAGUUGGCAACUUAGACUUCGGAUUUAGGCUCUUACUUGGUGUUAUGUGUGCAUUAGUUAUAGCUCUUGCUGAAAUAUACUUCCUGGCUAAGAAACUGAAUGAAGAAUUAUCAGUACCAGAAACUGUUCAGCUCGGUGGACCUGUCAAGUUUGGUAAUGAAGUCGAUUAUGUCAGUGAUAACAAAAAUGCUAUCACAAAAGAACAUCAGGAUUAGAUGCAUAAAAAACGUCUAAACCUUUAUUAGAUAUAACUUAGUGUAUUGAUAUAUAUGUAUAGUUAUUAAUUUUCCAAAAAAUAAAUUAUUGUAAGUGCCCAAAUGUGUACUAUUGAGUAGUAACUCUUCCACGUCUGUACCACAGUGAAGUAAACCCCCCUAUAAGCUUAGAGCUGUAUUUAUUUUCACUUCAUAAAAAAAAUUUAAAACAUAUUUUUUAGUUUAAAAAAAUCAGGUUUUCUAACAGUAAAAAAAACAGCUCUCAAUUAUGUGUUUGAUUUAUAACAAGUAAUGUACUAAAUGUAUUAUAAAGUUGUUGAAAUUAGGAAACCUUUGUAAAAUUUGGCUUUAUUCAACUAAAAAUGUACAUACAGAGAGAAGAAUGUACCUGCAUGUUUAUAUAAAAACAUUAGUUAAAUAAAAUCUUACAAGACUA